CCGCUGGACGGAUACCUUGGCGUAGCGGACCACAAGCCCCUGAAGAUGCACUGCAGGGACUGUGCCCUGGUGACAAGCUCGGGACAUCUGCUGCGCAGCCAGCAAGGCCCGCAGAUCGACCAGACCGAGUGUGUCAUCCGCAUGAAUGACGCCCCCACGCGCGGCUACGGGCGCGACGUGGGCAACCGCACCAGCCUGAGGGUCAUCGCCCAUUCCAGCAUCCAGAGGAUCCUCCGCAACCGCCACGACCUGCUCAACGUGAGCCAGGGCACGGUGUUCAUCUUCUGGGGCCCCAGCAGCUACAUGCGGCGCGACGGCAAGGGCCAGGUGUACAACAACCUGCACCUGCUGAGCCAGGUGCUGCCCCGGCUGAAGGCCUUCAUGAUCACGCGCCACAAGAUGCUGCAGUUCGAUGAGCUCUUCAAGCGGGAGACUGGCAAAGACAGGAAGAUCUCCAACACCUGGCUCAGCACUGGCUGGUUCACAAUGACCAUCGCGCUGGAGCUCUGUGACAGGAUCAACGUGUACGGCAUGGUGCCCCCGGACUUCUGCAGGGAUCCCAACCACCCGUCAGUCCCUUAUCACUAUUAUGAACCUUUCGGACCAGAUGAAUGUACAAUGUACCUGUCCCAUGAGCGAGGGCGGAAGGGCAGUCAUCACCGCUUCAUCACGGAGAAACGAGUCUUUAAGAACUGGGCACGGACAUUCAAUAUUCACUUUUUUCAACCAGACUGGAAACCAGAAUCACUUGCUAUAAAUCAUCCUGAGAAUAAACCUGUGUUCUGAGGAAUAAGCGGGUCAGACCUAAACCCCAAGCACCCACUGUACCAGACACCAGGCCACUGGACUUCCUGAGCCCCAGACACGAAAGAGGAACAGAACUGGCAGGAAAUGGCUUCACUCCUCAAGAAGUACCAUGUGCAGAUGCCUACGAGAAGUGACUACAAAACA
This is a messenger RNA of Myotis brandtii (Brandt's bat), 951 nucleotides long. It is a transcript of the gene ST6GALNAC5, whose product is annotated as ST6 (alpha-N-acetyl-neuraminyl-2,3-beta-galactosyl-1,3)-N-acetylgalactosaminide alpha-2,6-sialyltransferase 5. Lineage: Eukaryota; Metazoa; Chordata; Mammalia; Chiroptera; Vespertilionidae. The annotation marks the transcript as partial. Gene Ontology annotation, biological process: ganglioside biosynthetic process; oligosaccharide metabolic process. Gene Ontology annotation, molecular function: alpha-N-acetylgalactosaminide alpha-2,6-sialyltransferase activity. The record is from RefSeq and is a predicted model, not a curated record. The transcript is spliced from 4 exons.